CAGCAGUUGCAGCUCGGGUUCGAUGGAGUCGCGAGUCGCGAGAAGGGCGCUGUAGGUCUGCGGUCUGACGGGGGCGGAAAAGGAGCCAGCCCUACUCACGUCAGCACAUCGUCCGAACGCUUCGCCCGAGCUGAUGCAAGGCGCAAAAGAGUAAGAGGAGAGACGAUUUGAGAUGGCUCCACAGAUGGGCGGUUCACAUAUAUAUCCGGGAGGGUCUUCACCCAGGCAGAGGCCACAGCCAUUCCGCAGCCCUAUUACACAAUCGCAGCGCACGAAGCUUACCAAUUGCCAAGCAGCAUUACUGUACGAGUCUUUUGAGUGUGUUGAUACUCACAAUUGCGGAUUCCCUCGUCCUGCAGCACGGCGUGAUUAGACGCAUCUACGGUGGCCCGAGGCUAACUGAAUGAAUGCCUGCUCCACCCAGCCAACCGCAUCCAACACCAUCGCUCGACCACCACCUGGACUUUGCAGGCACUGACAGAGCCCGUGGUGUCGCGGUGCCUACAAAUACCCAUUAUGCGCAGAACCAGCCCGCCGCUGCUCCGGUGACACCAAAUCCCGCCUUUCUUGCAGCCGCCCAGCACCAGCCUUUCAUGACCUAUCACGACCCACCGCACCACGCCGAACCCGACCAGUUCACAGGCUUCGACGGCGCCCCAUUGGCCUGGGAUUGGGCCAACCCGACCGGCUACACUGACUUCUCCCAUCACUACGAGCCCCAGGGAGAGCUUGUGCGCGAGCUUCACCAGCCCAGCACCACCAACAACGACUUCAGCCUCCCGCUCCCCGUAUACCCCUCCGAUAACGACCCGUACCAGUCCCCUCAAAACUACCCGAAUCCUCCUGCAGCCGCACCACGCUCUCAGGUGGUGACUAUGGCGUCCAAGAGGAAAGCUGAUUCAGAUGAACCCACCUCUGCCCUUUCUCACGGAAGCAAUCUCUCCGUCGCGCCCGACCAACACCUCUCUAAACGCCCAAACAAGUCCCGCUCUUCUUCCACAGCCUCCGCUACUUCUCCCGUUGUCGCAACAGCAUCCUCAUCCGACCCAACCCAUCCGGCCGCGCAAGCUGAACAUCACGCGAAUAACGAGGCGCAAAGGCGCAAGGAACAAAGCAGAGGAACCGGGCCCCAGGGACGCGUUAUAGAUGUGUCCAAGCCUCGGCGGGUACCCGAAUCCCCAGGAGGAUAUGAGGUGUUGCCGGCGGGCAAGGUCUUUCCUAUACAGCUCGGGUCAGAGCUCUUCAGGUUGUCAGGCGCAUCUCUGUCGUCGGACGCUCCCUCGUACUUCUCUCACUUCUUUCGAGAGCAACUUCACAGCAAUCAAGGUCGCGCCGGUGACAUGAAAACACUGUACAUUGAUCGUGAUCCCAACACUUUUCGAGACAUUGCCGCACAUCUACAGGGCUAUCACAUCACUCCAAAGGAUGGCGAGCAUUUUGUUCGAUUGUUCGCGGACGCGCAAUUCUACUCAUUACCUCGUCUCACAAAACAGCUUUUCAGCACUGAUAUAUUCAUCCGUAUUGGUGGUGUACCUUUCACAAUCCCACGUGACUUGUUUUCUUCGCCUGGCGACAGCCCGAACUACUUCUCCCUUGGCUUCGCCCAGUUCUUCUCCACGCCCGCCGAAGUGUUUCCAGGUCUUGAUCGCAAUGCACUGCUUCGACCUCCAUCGAUACAUCCGCCAUCUGUACCAAACAGAAGUGGUAAGAUAUUUCGGGAGUUGGUAGAAAUGCUGCAAGGUUACCCUGUUGAUAUCCGAAACGAAGCGCAUCGCGCGCAGCUGCUCCGGGAUGCGCGAUACUUUCAUUUGAAAGGACUGGAGCAGAAGUUGAUUCCUUGUGAUAUCUCGUACAAUCUGAAAAGGGCACAGACUGAAAUUCUCAUUCGCCUGGAAGAUCUAAGACAAUCAGGAGUGUCUUUCAUCGCCGACCCAGCGAGCAAUCCAGCUUCAAACGACAACUCAAACGCGCCCUCCAACUCGGGCAGCGCAUCCCCGUCAGUGGGUGGGCAACAAUUAAAACCAGGCACCGUAUCCUAUGCUCGGCCGUACACAGACGACCACUCCGACAGCAACGUCUUGGUCCUCGAACUCUCUUCCAACGAGUCUACAACACUCCAUCUUCCACAGCCAUCAGUCAACGCCUCCCACACAACAGAACCCCCGGCCCUCCACGCCAGAGUAACGUUUCGCGGCACUACCCUCGCCCGUAUAACUUCGCUCUUCUCUGUCAUCGCAUCGAAAAUGGGUCUCCCAGCAAACCAACCGCUGGGGCUUAUGAUGCUGCAGUCCGGCGGCGGCGUCGCCGCGCAACCCGUCUCUGCUGCAAAUUCCGGCCUCAGCGAGCCCCGCGUUCGCGUCCGCAUCGAUUCCGACUGCCAUCUCGAAAUCAACAACGUGAAAUCUGAGCUUGCUGCUGAUCAUCUGUCCGGGAACCUGGGGUUGAAGUAUAAUGAACCGGGCAACAACGGGUGGAUAUGGGGAGGAGCGGAAACUUCAUCUGCACAAGCGGAAUCCGAUGAGGAGCAGGAGCGAGAGCUAGUCAUCACGAGAGCGCAUUGGCGGUUGAGAGUGGAGUUUGCAGAUGGAGAUUCGAGCAAGAUGCAUGUUGUUCUCUGUGGGGCCAGGAUAGAAGGGUACAGUGAGGAGAGAAGCCGGAAUAGUAGAAGGGGGUUUUUGGGGUGA
This is a messenger RNA of Periconia digitata, 2684 nucleotides long. NCBI's taxonomy places the organism in Eukaryota, Fungi, Ascomycota, Dothideomycetes, Pleosporales, Periconiaceae. The record is from the annotation of a GenBank genome assembly.